This is a messenger RNA of Hydractinia symbiolongicarpus, 3865 nucleotides long. Its product is annotated as voltage-dependent calcium channel subunit alpha-2/delta-3-like. The record is from RefSeq and is a predicted model, not a curated record. Lineage: Eukaryota; Metazoa; Cnidaria; Hydrozoa; Anthoathecata; Hydractiniidae. Gene Ontology annotation, molecular function: voltage-gated calcium channel activity. The transcript has 18 exons. Gene Ontology annotation, cellular component: voltage-gated calcium channel complex. Bases 145 to 3318 code for a protein of 1057 amino acids.
AUAGCUAUAAGUACUGCGGAGGAGAUUCUCUCUCAAUCCAUUUCUUGAAAACUGAAGAAAAAGAAAGAUCCACAGCAGCUGCUCGAGACAUUCAACUGUUGGAAAAGAUGUAUUUUUAUUCAGAAGAUACGCGAAGAUUUUUCUAUGGAAUAUCUUCAGAUGGCAAUGAAGUAUGGUACUGGCUGCAUCUUGCUCAUAGUUUUUUUAUGUGAAAAUGCAUCACUAGAAAUACAACAGUCUCAUGUCAGGACUUGGUCCAGUCAAAUAGAACUUUUACUCCAUUCUGUUGUGGAUAACGGGUUAAAUAAGUCAAAUGUUCAAGAUACAUUUGACAAUUUGAAUUAUGCUCAGAAAAAACAAAAUGGUGGUUCAAUGUUAAAACAAGCAUCUGCAAGAUUGUCUGCAUUUUUUAAAGAUAGAGAAAGUAUAGUAAAGAACCUAGCUUCAGAAGUGAAAAGGCUCUAUCAAGGUUUUACACAAACAUCUAGUUAUUAUGCAGAUCUUUUAAACAAGACAACUGAACUACAUCUUCUUCCAAAGAAAUAUUUUAUUGACACAGAUUCCAACCAGAAAGAGCACCUUUCCUACAGCUCAUUGUUUGGUCAACCAGUUAACUUCAAUCAAAGUUUUGUUAAAUUACCCAAUCAAGUUGAUCGUUCUAAUAAUGAAACUAUAGCGACAGUUAUUUGGGCUGCUGGUUUAGACAAACAGUUUAAGAAACAUAAAGAAGAAUCUGGAAUUUUAUGGCAGUAUUUUGCUUCCCAUCUUGGUGUGUAUCGUGUCUAUCCUGGUUUUGAAUGGGAAAGAAAUUUUAUUGGCUUCUCUCUUGAUUUCGAUCCACGAAUUCGCCCAUGGUAUGUUUCUGCUAUAUCAGGACCAAAAGAUGUGGUAGUAAUAUUGGAUUGUAGCACCUCGAUGAAAGGACGCCGCUUUGAACUUUCUAAGGAUAUUACGAAGACAAUUCUUCAAACCUUAACACACGAUGAUCACUUUACAAUCAUAUGUGGUAGAGCAAGUCAUUGGGAUAAGAAUGGAAAUUGGCAUGAAUAUAUUUAUGAUGGUGAAGUUGUUGGUUGUAACAAAGAUGCGCUGGUUAGGGCAGAUUCCAAAAACAGAGAAGAUUAUUUAAAAGGCUUGGACCAGAUAAAACCUGGAGGUACCAGUGAAGUUAGGUUAGCUUUUCGUAAGGCAUUCAAUAUGAUCCGAAAAAGACAGGGCUGCCAGUCAAUCAUUAUUUUUACUACUGAUGGGCAUGACAAUGACGGAGAAGAUGUACGCUGUAAUCAAGGUCAGUAUGCUAGAACUGGAAACUUUGUUCCUGGCAAACAAUGUCAAUAUAAAUGGUCAAAAGUUUUCAAUGAAGUAAAAAGACAGAAGAAGCUAUCUGGAGAAACUCGCAUCUUUACCUAUCUAAUUGACAGCAAUGAAGAGAAACUAGCUGGUCAAUUGGCUUGUGAUAAUGGUGGAGCGAUGAAGAAAAUUGCAACUAGGGACGAUUUGUUAUCUCAAAUGUUUGAUUACUACAACUAUUUAACCAUAAAUACAAUAAGAGACAACAACAUCGUUUGGUCUGCUCCUUAUCUCGAUGGUUUGGGCUUUGGCAGAAUGGUCACUUGUACGAUUCCAGUGGUCAGUCACUCAAAUAAUCAAACAAUAGGUGUAGUAGCAGUUGAUUUAUCGUUAUCAGAGAUUGAUAAGAUUUUGUCAAAUUUUACAUGGGGUGACGUGUACGCAUUUGUGAUCAACAAGGAUGGUCAAGCGAUAUUUCAUCCAGCUCUUGAUCCUAAGUCUGGCGUGUUUGAGCAAAAUAUGCCUUAUGUGUCCAUCUUUGAUUUGGAGCUAAACAAUGGCAAACCAAAAAAAUUCAAAGAUCUAAUCUUAAAGAUGGUAUCUGGUGAAUCAGGUUCAAUGCAUAUCCUCGAUGCAGUCGCAUAUGACUUUCACUUGUCAGCAAACAAACGUAUGAUAUCAGAACCAGCUAAUUUUUUUUAUGCACCUAUUGCGGAUACUGGUUAUUCAUUUGCGUUUAAAAUACCAGACAGAGAUUACAUUAUAUACGACGAUGUUUUGAAAAAAAAGAAUGCACGCGAUGUCAUGGGAUCACAACAACACUUUAGUCAUAACACAUCUUCGUCUUUGGAUGUAGCCCUGAGAUUUUUCAAAGAGGAAGACAAAAUGGGGAAAUAUAGGAAAGGCACGUGCUUGGAAAUCCUUAAUCGAAGUUUGUUUUCAACAAAACAUAUCCCGUCUUUUCCAGGAUUCAAAUCUGUCGCUCUUCACAAAGACACGAGUGAAAAUUGGUAUGAAGCGAGUGUCAACAACCCAUCUGUUAUCAUUGUCACGAAAACAAAACAAAACAAUCAGUCUGUUGUAAAGAUCUCCUCCGCUAUUUUACCAGCACUUGCUAUUCCAUCAAAAAACGAAUGUUCUAUUGAAAGUAAUGCAAAUGGAUGUGCUUGCGAAGGGUCUAGCGACUGUGCUUCAAGUUUUUGCAGAGAGUUUGAAAUUCAACGAAGAUGUUCAUCAAUGUUUAUUGAAAGUGUGGUGGCUGCUGACAUAUUAUACAAUAAUUUCCAUACGUUAAUGACGACGGUUAUGUCUUCACAUAGUGCUGAAUCAUCCUGUUGGAAGGGUUGUGAGGCUCACUUGAGAAACUGCACCACAAAAUGUUUUCUUAUUGAUGAUCAUGGCUACAUAGUGUACCAUCCGCUUGGUGAAGCAGCCGAAAACAUUAAACUGAUGGACGACGAAAGCACAAUUAUGGAACUGCUCAUAAAGAAAUAUAAUAUAUUUAAGCAAAAAGAAAAAAAAGAUUUUCAAGCCAUAUGUAAAAUUUCCGACUCAAUACCGAUGGUUAAAACGGUUAACAAAUCUAUUGGUAUCAAUCUGUUCCGAAACGAAUAUGUAUGUUUGAAACAUCACAGCGUGUUGGAAAGAACUGACAAAAGAAAUUACUCUCUCGCAACUGCAGUGAAUGCUCCAUGUGUGUCCGCGAGUAUGUUUGUAGAGGAUAUCAUCGGCACCAACAUAAUGUUACUUGUUUUGGAUAAUUAUACGAGAUACGUGAACAAAGAAUGUGCAGAAUGGUAUAAGAGAAAAGAAACAUUGAGAAGUGACACAGAUGGAUGGUGUGACCACAGACAUGAUGUUCAUCUCAAUGCUCCUGACGUAGAGCGCAGUGUUCACAUGAGUGAAUGUCCAAACUUACGAAAUAUAAAUCUUAAAUGUUCUUAUAAUUAUGCCAUAUAUGUUACGUCCACGCGGAAAAUAAUUUACCUCUCAUUCUUGUUUUGGUUUUUGGUAUGUUGGAGAGAGUAAACAGUAGUGAAAAGACGUUCUCGCGGAAAACAAUUUGCCUCUCAUUCUUUUUUUAUUUUGAUUUCUGGGGGGAGAGUAAACAGUAGUGGAAAGACGUUCACGCGGAAAAUAAUUUACCUCUUAUUCUUGUUUUGUUUUUUGGUAUUUUGGAGAGAGUAAACAACUGUUGUGGAAAGACCAAACUGGGUUUAACACUGAAUUUCAAGUAGACUUAAGAAUUCUUGCUUCCGAUAUUAGACAUAACAAAAUGGUCUAUUUGUUUCGUGUCUUUGAACUCAAGAAGAAAUACUAAUAUACACUGUGUGUGAGAAAACCUUCAAGAAAGAGUGACCAUGCACUUCAUGUCUUCAAACAUUCAAGAACGAGUGACCAAGCAUUUUAUGUCUUUAAACAUUCAAACAUGAGUGACUAUGCACUUCAUACUGUCUUUGAACAUUCAAGAAAGAGUGACCAUGCACUUUUUAUUUAUUUAUUUAUAACGAAUAUUUAUACAGGAUUUUUCCAUUCAAGAAUUAGUAAAAUAUACAAAAUAUAUAUAAAUACAAAA